This is a messenger RNA of Trichobilharzia regenti, 690 nucleotides long. The record is from the annotation of a GenBank genome assembly. NCBI's taxonomy places the organism in Eukaryota, Metazoa, Platyhelminthes, Trematoda, Strigeidida, Schistosomatidae.
AUGUUCCUGCUAAAUAAUAUUCGUUCUCCAUUGUCAAGCACGAUUUCUAGAAUCCUGCCAAAAUGUGGUAGCUUGUAUGCAAACCAUUUGUCUAUCGACUCAAAAUCAUCUAUACCGCAAGCAUCUGCUAAAAGUGAUGAGGAAGAUACAGUUUACGAAGUUUAUGAUGAUCACUGGGAAGUAAACCCACCUAUUGAACAAGUUUAUGCAUCAUAUGAAGUACAGCCCACAGGACACCUACCGUUUUUACGCAUGAAAAGUCUUUUUAAUGUCCCCGAAUUAGUUGAAGUACUAAAACGUCAAAAUGUCCAGGAUAUUGUAUGUUUGAAUAUUGGUAGAAGUUUUGUUGCUCCUUAUAUGGUUAUCGGAAGUGGUUUAUCCAGAAGACAUAUUCAAAGUACUACAGCAUAUGUACAUAGAUUACUAAAGUAUAAACUGAAAGAUACGGAUAUACCUAUACCACUAUUUCGUGGAGUUGAUGGAUCCUGUGAAUGGAUAGCUGUUGAUAUGAGUACAAUUUUUCUCCAUCUAUUUAUGCCCUCUACUAGAUUAAAAUAUGAUUUAGAGUCUCUUUGGUCCGCUGGUCCACAGUAUGAUGAACAGUUGAUGAAUAAAGCUAAACUGGAGCUACCGAAUAAAUUCAACUGGGAGGAAUUACUUUCUGAAAUACAACAAGUAAAGCAAUCCUGA